Molecule: messenger RNA, 5040 nt
Organism: Caenorhabditis remanei
Lineage: Eukaryota; Metazoa; Nematoda; Chromadorea; Rhabditida; Rhabditidae
Exons: 10
Coding region: 1-5040 (1679 amino acids)
Source: RefSeq, a predicted model, not a curated record
AUGGAAACCUCAUCCAUUUUCAAACCUUACCUCAGCUAUGAUACAUUACGCGGAGAUAAACAAACUAUGCUGAAAAACUCAAUCGGUCGGCAGCUGCCAUAUAUAAUCAACUUCAAGGAAAACUCUUGUCAAGUAUUCGAUAUUGAAUUAGAACGGAUCACUCACAUAUUCACAUUCCCUGAUAGUUGCCACUUGGUAGUUGUCGAUUACUUUCCUACAGCAGAUGGUCAAUUCGGAAUAAUCGUUGGUAUCGAAGACAAGUUGAAGACUUGGGGAUCGGAAAACUUCGUAGUUGCGCUGGCGGUCACCGAGAACUCGCCCAGGAUGGUGAUCACGCAUUCGAUAGAAGUUCCUGACAGAAUUACAGUCAUCAAAACUCUAUUCUCGAACGUUGAUAUGGCGGAAGGAAAGGAAAAAAGAUCAUUGCAAUUAUAUCAUCGAUUGCUCUCGUGGCCACAUGUCAUCGCAAUUGGUUGCAAAGGCACAAAAUGUUUCUUAUCAAGUUUACAAAAAACAGACGAAUCACAAGAAGUUCCCGCAAUAAAUACACCUAAAAAGCCAUUGCUCGACUUACUGGCAUGCUAUGUGGAAAACGAUAAUUUACGGUAUAGCAAUGAAGACGGGACAUUUCGUGAGUACACUUCAAGUGGUGUCUAUGUCUCCGCAUUGGCUCUGAUGCCACGUAGCCGAACACUCCUCGUCGGACUUUCUAUGGGAGGUAUUUUGGCUGCCACAUUAAACGCAUCCAAUCAGAUGAAUUUGAUCGAGUUGAGACAUGAGCGGCUGAUUCACGCGAUUGCACCAUUAGAGCCUGAAGAUGAUCCGGACAAGUUCGAAUACUUUAUUGCCGCGGUUGACCGCGACCCUCGUCAUUCGAUAAUGAUUCAAUUGUGGCGUGGAUCAUUCAAAUCAUCAGAAGAAGUGAGUGAUGAUGAGAAGUAUGAUCGACCUCAAUACAAUGUAUGUCUCGAACAUAAAAUACCAUACGGAGAACGGUGGCUAUCGGUGAAAACAAUUGUAACCGAAAGAGGUGUCAUGGAUGGGGUGGUUCAACGACGAAGAAAUGAUAGCUCAAUGGAUUCCACGGUUCUCAAUGUGACACAAUCAUUUGGUUGCACAUCCGAUCGAAGUAACGUCUUUCUGGCUUACGAACGUCGAAAACCUGAAGUAAUCAAUCCAGAAGAAACUAUGUACAUUGUCGAAGCUGCUAUUUUUGAUAUCGAUGCAUGGUAUUAUAAAAGAGUCCCUGGAAGAGUAACAACGGAUGGACUGAGUCUCAGACAAAGCCCAUUUAUGUCAUGCAUUAGAUCGGAUAUAAAUUCUAUUCAAGUGAGCGACAUCGGGAUUCUUACUUUAGAUUCUAUGGACAUAUCAAGAUUCACAAGUAAAAUCUCAGAUGCUGAUCAGCUUUUUUAUCCAUCUUCCGUUUCGUAUGAUCGGGUAUUUGUGGUACACAAUACGCACAUCGACUGGAUGAAGAUUCAGAAUAUUCAGGAAACUAUUCUUCAAAGAUGUGCAUCAAAACUAUCAUGGAUCGUUCGAUCGCCAGAUUCAAUGGCCACAAACAUUAUUGCAGCUGGACUCAUUCGAAAGAACAUUUUAACAGGAUCUCCAAACACAAGUGUCGCCGAAAUAAAAGAUGAUGAUCAGAAACUACCGAUGAAACUACGUGUUGUUUUAAAUGCAAUGAUGUAUUACGGGAAGAUCAACGAGUUCACUGGUUUAAUCAGCCAGAACGACUUGAGUGACAAAAUCAAGUUAGAAAUUGCCGAUUGGGCUUUUUUUGAAGCUGUGGAUUACAAACGAAUAAUCUCCGACAGAACUGUUGCGUUGUUUCAAGGGAGUACGUCUGCAUUAGCUCCGUUGGCUGAAGAUACAAUCUACCAAGGAAUCAAAUUAUUCCGAAUCGUUAACGAAUACCUCAAGGGAUGCUGUAAAUACGUCAGCAAUAGAGCUUAUCUUCAAAAUCUUGCUUCAUCUGUGAAGUGUAUGUUCAAUCAUACGAAACUUAUGAGUCGAUUCAUCAAUGUUCUCAUUGUCCCAUUAAGUCGGCACGAUCAAACUAUUAUGCGUCGAAUGCACGAAGACAGGAAAAGUGCUGCGUCAAAAAACAAAACGGCGCUUCCAGUUCAACUUGCCGUUCGCAACAUGCACCGAAUCUCUCCUGAUGCACAAUUCUGGAAUGACUUACCAUAUGACGACUGGUAUCCUCCAACACCGUUAGACCUCCUCGAAUCCAUUCUCAAUAUCUCGAUAUCGGAAAGAAUCAAAAGAGAAGUCGUUAUUCAAUACAUUCUGGAUUGGCUUCGCGCAAAUCCGAACAAGUCUGAACUUUCUGAUGUAAAGUUAGCUGUUGAAGUUAUUCAAGUGAUGACAAAUCAAAUGCUUGACGUUGACUUGGAAAAAAUCUUAUAUGUCUUGGAUCAGGAGAAAACAGCAUUAACACGAAAGGCCAACGUAACACUGACAGACGAUAGGAAUAAGAAACACGUGUUCUCGCUGGAAAUUGAGGAACUCACUUAUGAUCAGUUAUGGAGCGGAGAAGCGCAUUUAGCUUCAACAAUUAAUUCAAGAGACUUGGAACGUUUUCAGCAGAGGUUGAAACUGGAGGAAGAUAAAGAAAAAGGGAAGUUGCCAAUUUUCGAUUCCGAAACUGAGAAACUCUAUCAAGUGUUUCUUUUCGAGAAGCAAAAAUACCGUCUUAUGUCUUCGGAAGCUGUCCAAUCUCAUAAUCUCCUCAACAGUUUCCUUCCAACAAUGCUCAACAAAACAUCUAUUGAACCAGUGCAAAAAAGUUCGAAAGAAUUAUCAAUUGAGAAAUCUGUGAAGGAAAUGUUUGAAAAACAUUCGCAGAAAGAGAUAGAAGCUAUGCCACAAAUGUUUGCAAAGUUCGAUAAGAACAGUGUUAAGAAAAGAAAAUCGGACGCAAGAGAGUUUAAUUCCAGCCCAAUUUCUUUUGUUCCACCGACUGCUAAACGUAUCCAACAGAAGACAAAAGAUGAAGAAGAUGUUCCAGAAGGUAUCGAUACGGAAAAACUCGAAAGUGUAAACGAAGAAAAUCUGAAUAGAAUGAUUGCCACUCCAGCUCGUUAUUACAAGCGUCCGGUUGAAACAGUGAAUUACACAUCACCGUCCGAUACUCAAAAGAUGCCAUUCGUACCACAACAAAAUAGCAUUUUGAAGACGGCAAAGACUGUGCAGUCACCAAGCCGUGGGCGAAUCAGAUUCGAUGCCAGCGUGAGAAAGGGAGCGAAUGAAAGUAUCGAUUCAAUUGUAGCAGAGGAGAACGAAAUGGAGAACGCACCAAAGAAGAUCAACUUUGCUAUUUUGGAAGAUGCUGAAGAAGAGGAGACGCGUAUUGUAAGAAAGUCUAGAAGUAAUUCGGCAGCUCAAGAGACGGAGAAAGUAGCUGAAGUUCAGUUUGAAGUGUUGGAGGAACACCAAGAUGUGACUUUUGAACUUCAAGAUGACGAAGAUAAUCAAAUGAGUUUGAAUAAUGGGGAAACAUUCGAGUCUAUCAGUGCAGCAGAAAAUUUGCAAACUCUUUCGGAAGUUAAUGAUCCAGAGAAGAUUCCUGAAGUUCCUCUGCAAAACGGUACAGUUGAAGUGGUUGAACAAGAGUACGAGGAACAUUUAUGGGAUGGAGUUCAUCGCAGUUUCGAAGCCCAGAAUGAGGACGAUUGUGGAUCAUAUCGGGUUAAAAAGCUGAAAAACGUCACCAAUGAAGCUGAGAUUCAAAUAGAAGCAGAAAACGAUCCAGCUGUAGAUGUUCCGUUGGAUCGAACAUUCGAAGCUCAGGAAGAAGAGGAAACGGGACCGCUCGGUGACACUGGUGGCGCGGAAGCUUCAUAUAAACCUGUAUACAUUUAUACUGUAAAACCCGCAGCGCCAUCACAGACGCCAAUGACAGAAGAGGACAGGCCACCAUCUGCUAACACACGCUCUCGGAAAAAAGAAACGAAUUCUCGUUCGGCGACACCUGUGGAAAACGAAAAUGAGGCGGAAAAGAAAAAAGUACGAAAGCCAUUUGCUGCGUCAGUCAAGACGACUUCGGAAACACGGGAUUCCAAGAAAACCGACGAGGAAUCCAUUCCAAAAAAGAAGAUGGUCAAAAAAUCUCGAAACCGUUUGGAAUCGACGAUAAUGAGCGAAGAUGAGAGACAUGAAGACGAAAUUGUCGUUGUGGUGGCUCGUAAAACACGAGGUGUUGCCGUUCAACAAUCUUCCACACCCGAUGAGAUCGUGGACAAUCAGCUUCCUUCCUCCAGUAGAACACGCGUUGGUUCUGAGAAACGGAAUCGAAUUGCAGUGAAAAGGGAAGAAAAGAAACCAGUGCCAACUCCUCGAACAAGAUCUUCAUCUGCGAGUAGAUCUACUCAAACUGAACUAAAUGUCGAUAGUAGCAAAGACGACGUGGAGUCGUCUACUCCAGUCAUUACUGGACGUAUCACCCGAUCCAGAGCCAACUCACGCUGUCAAACUCCAUCGAGAAAGGAAGAAGUGGACAAACAAGUAUCACCAACCAGGAAAGACGAAUCGUCAGUUGCAAACCCCAAAAUCCGUGCUGCAUCUGUUGUGCCAAAAAAUACUCCAGCUGCUGUAUCCUCCAAAAAGACGACACGAGUGUCCGUGUCUGCACCAUCAACUCCACGACGCGGAAGAUCAGCGACAAUGUCAGAAUCGGAAGAUCCGGUUGCGACUAAUAGAGGAUCGACGAAACGUCGAAACCCAACACCAGAUGAUACUCCACGUGAAGAUGUUGUCAAAAAAACGCGUGGUUGUGCACGAACACCACUAUUGAAAGUGAUACCUGAAAGUACGGGAGAUGAGCAAGAUAAACCAACAGAUACACCAAAACGAGGUCGCUCACGUACCAACAGUGUUUCGUCUUCUGCUACCACGUCCCGUUCAGUGCCUACAACUCCGAAACGAGGAAGAAAAGCAGCAUCUGUAGCACCAACUCUUGAAGAGGUUGUCGAGGAGCAUGAACCAGUAACUCCAACUCGACGAUCGGCACGUCGUCUCCAACAGAAGCCGUGA